Molecule: messenger RNA, 4942 nt
Organism: Linum trigynum
Lineage: Eukaryota; Viridiplantae; Streptophyta; Magnoliopsida; Malpighiales; Linaceae
Source: the annotation of a GenBank genome assembly
CAUAUCGAGAUAUAUUAUCUUUUGAAUUUAGUUCCUAUUAUAUGUUUUAAACCAAUCAUACGUGAAUAAAAUUUCAACAUUUUAAGAUAUUGACGGGUCACGAUAUCUAUCGAGAACUAAUGUAAAUAUUUUAAUUAAAAAUAAUGUAUUACUCUGGAAUAAUAUUUUCCAAUAUUCCACAUAACCAUACUCAUUCACUAUCAUUUUUAACUAACUAUUGAAUAAUACUUAUAGCAAGAACAUCGACGCACUUUUAGUAUCAACAGGUAACAAGACUUGUCUAGAAUAUCAAAACUAGUAUAGUGCUAAUGCUAUCUCCUAGUAUUAUCUAAACCAUAUCUUUUGAAUUCAAUUCUUGAUUUUUAUUUAUAGCAAGAUCGACGCACUCUUGGUAUCAACUGGUCAUCACAAGGUUCAUCUGACCAGGCAUUGUCAUGAAGGUCACAAUGUGUAUAAAGAAAUUGACAAAUUACAAAUUGUAAUAAAAAUUAAUGCAUUACUCGAGAAUGAUAUUUUAUAUAUUCCCUAAACCAUAUUAAUUUUGUUAUAAUUUUUAUUUAAUUUCUCAUUGGUACUUAUAGCAAGAAAAUCUACGUACUUUUAGUAUCAACAAGUCACAAGGUUUAUCCAGAAUAUCAAAACUUACUUCAUGUGAAUGCUAUCUCACAGGUAUUCACUAAGCCAUAGUAAUCCAUAUCUUCUUAAUUCAAUUCUCGAUUCGUAUUUAUGCCAAGUAAAUCUCAAUUCAAUUGUACACAAGGUUUAUCCAACCGGUUUUAUCGCAUUUAAGCAAAACACUAAUUAAAAUAAAAUAAAAAAAUAUAUAUUACCUAAAAUCAGUAUUGCCCAUUAUACAAGAAUCCAAUCAAUCUAUUACCUUUGAAACUCAAUCACUAAUCUCUAAUCACCUCUUAUAUAUAAUCACAAUAUGCAUAUGAAAUUUAUAAUGUACUACAAAGAAAAGAAUUAGUAAAAGGAGUUGGCUAGCCAUAGAGCAAAUUGGGUCGGGAUAUGGAGGACGGUUGGACCGGAUGAAUAAAAUAUUCAGGUUCAUGGAAGGAUUCAAUGCAUGAAAGCCGAGCUAAGUAGAGCCAUUGCAUCAAUCGCUGUCUCUGUAAGCACACACAGAAUUUUUCUCUUUCUUUCCUUUUUGUUUAAUUUCCCUUUGUGAUAUAUAAAUACAUUUCGAUGAUUCCGUUUGCUUUAAAAAGUUGCGGAAAAAAAAUUCUUCUUUCGAAACCAAAGCUUCAUUCUCCUUCUUCUUCCUCUUCUACCUCUCCCUUUCUCUCUGUGUUCGUUCUUUCUAUUCUUCCUUUUUUUGCCCCCUUCUUGAAGAGGGGGUUUCAAGUUGUCUGCUUUUCAUUUUUCGAAUGCAUUCAGGCUUUCUGGGUUCUUUGAUCCUGGCGUAUGUUCUCUUCCUGGUGUUGAUUUUCUCAAGUUUCUGCGGUGGUUUCGUUCUUCUUCAAGGAAUCUUCUUCUUCUUCCGGUUUUCUGGGAUUGUUCAAUCAUGCCUGCUCUUGUUAACUACAGUAAUGGUGAGUUAUUUCUUUCUGGGCUCUUUUCUCUAAUUGGGUUUUUUGAUUGCUUGAUCAUUUGUUUUGAUUUUCUGAAUCUGAUUGAUGAUAGCUUUUAUGGGUAUUGAGAAAAAUUGGGGAUUUAAGCUGUUUGUAGAAUUGCCCCAAUGAGAGGUUUGAGCUGAUUUUGUUCUGGGUUGUUGUUUGUUUGGGGUUUUUUUUAACAGGCGACGGGGAGAUAUAUUCACUUCGUUCAAACCCCAUGGAAUUGGCACAGUUGUGUUCAAUUGCUAGAGAUGUGUACAGCCCUGCCUGCAAGAGAGCUCGGAUUAGCUCCUCAUUUGCCUUCAAUUCCGAGGAAAGCAAUAGGCAGCCGUCAAUCGAAGUCCUACCAGAAGAGUGUCUCUUCGAGAUCCUCAGGCGAAUCUCCGGAGGCAAAGAGAGGGGCGCGUGCGCUUCAGUGUCUAAGAAGUGGCUCAUGGUGUUGAGCAGCAUCAGGAGAUCCGAAAUCUGCAAGCCGGUCUCGGGUUGCGGCGAUGUGGAGAUGGCGAGCGGUGAAAGCGUGGAGGAGCUCGAUGGGUGUCUCACAAGGUCAUUGGAAGGGAAGAAAGCAACCGACUUGAGGCUUGCUGCUAUUGCUGUGGGGACAAGCAGCCGGGGAGGUCUUGGCAAGCUUUGCAUUCGUGGAAACAGCAGCUCCUCUGGUCAUGGAGUCACUGAUCUUGGUCUAUCAGCAAUAGCUCGCGGCUGCCCUUCUCUCAGAACACUCUCUCUAUGGAAUGUGCCUCGGGUUAGUGACAAAGGGUUGUCUGCUAUAGCAAAGGAGUGCCAUUCAAUUGAAAAGCUCGACCUUUGCCAUUGUCCUUCAAUUACCGACGAGGGUUUGGCUGCAAUCGCUGGAAGCUGCCCCAAUUUGUCAUCUUUGAGCAUCGAAUCUUGCUCGAGGAUUGGCAAUGCCGGGGUACAAGCUGUUGCGAAGUUCUGUCCCAAGCUCCAAUCUUUAUCCAUCAAGGACUGCCCUCUCAUUGGCGACCAGGGUCUAUCAGCUCUAUUCUCGUCGUCUACAGCAAUAUCAAAGGUCAAGCUUCAGUCUUUAAACAUCACAGAUCUCUCUCUCGCAGUAGUUGGAUACUACGGCAAGUCUAUCACCAGUCUGGUCCUCACUGGCCUCCAAUUUGUCAGCGAGAAGGGGUUUUGGGUCAUGGGCAGAGCUAAAGGACUGGAAAAGUUGGCUUCUUUGGUGAUCACUUCUUGCAGGGGAACAACAGAUCUCGGCCUGGAAGCCAUCUCAAAGGGCUGCCUGAACCUGAAACAAAUUUGCCUCCGCAAGUGUUCGUUCGUGUCUGAUAAUGGGUUGAUGAGUUUCACCAGAUCAGCAGGCUGUCUCGAGAGCUUGCAGCUGGAAGAGUGCAAUCGAGUUACAGAAUCAGGAAUCAUCGGCGCAAUCUCAAACUGUGGAGCCAAGCUGAAAUCACUCAGCCUAGUGAGGUGCAUGGGAAUCAAGGAUACUACAGCAGGGCUCUCACUGUCAUCAUUGUCUCAAUGCAGCUCUCUCCGCUCUCUAUCCAUCAAGAACUGCCCAGGGUUCGGCAGUCUCGGACUAGCUCUCGUAGGCAACCUCUGCCCUCGACUCCAGCAUCUCGAACUGUCCGGGCUUCAUGGAGUUACCGACGCGGGGCUUCUCCCACUGAUGAGGAGCUGCAAUGCCGGUCUAGAGAAGGUCAACCUCAGCGACUGCUCGAGCUUGUCCGACGAAGUGGUCUCGACGUUGGCCAGGCUACACGGUGGAUCACUCGAGGUGUUGAACCUCGACGGCUGCAGGAGGAUCACCGACGCCAGCUUGGCUGCAAUCGCGGAGCACUGCAUGUUCCUCAGCGAUCUCGACGUGUCCAGGUGUGCGAUUACAGAUGCAGGGAUUGGGUACCUAUCAAAUGCCACUCAGCUCAACAUUCAGGUGCUUUCGUUGUCCGGCUGCUGUUACUUGUCAAGCAGGGUACUGACUUGUUUGAAGAGAAUUGGGAGGACUCUUGUUGGGUUGAACCUACAGCACUGCAAUGGCAUCAGCAGCAAGACAGUCGAGGUUUUAGUGGAGAGCUUGUGGAGAUGUGAUAUCCUGUCCUAGAUCGAGAGAAGCGCAGUAUGUUCGCGUUUCAGUUUCGUCAUAGAUUCGUAGAUCACAGUCAGCACAGCAGCCAGCAGCAGCAGCAGAAUCCAGCAAAGUUUUUGGUCGUGUUUUUGGCCUAAUCUGCUAACCCAGAGCAGAAUAGGCCUAGCUACUAAACCAAGCCAAACCCGAAAAAGAAAAACAAAACACAGGCAUUUUGGUUGUUUCCCAGGGGAAGCUGUGGCUAAGAUCAUCACUCCUUUUUUCCUCACACCCAUCAUCAUCUGCCCUCUUUUUUGCAGGCUUAUACCAAGUCUGUUUAUGGCACCCCUACUCCUUCCAUAGAUCAUAGCCAUUGUUUCCCCUUUACAGUCACCAGAAAGCCACACAGUUUCCCCUCAUCCAAAAGUAAAAAAAGACAGUUCUUAGUUUGUGAGUCUCAACUAGUGGGACUCUCUCUAUCUAAAUAUCGCCAUGUUUAGACGAUCGUUUCUUUGUUCUGGGUUUCUGCUGGACUGCAAUCUCUUUCAUCAGAUGUUUUUAAGCUUCUGUCACUCAGAUCGACUACAGCUUUUCUCAAUUUACUUUGUUGGUUUAAGGUUAUGAAGUCUCUUUUGUGUUGCUAUGUUUAUGAAUAAAGAAUAAAUUCGGUCUGUCUGCUCCAUUGUAAGAUCAAAUCAUCGUGUGGUGUCUUGCUUGAUGUUGAAGUUUAAGCCUUUAUGUUUUGAUGUUUGUCUUUCUUAUGGGGGGUUUGCUUUGAACAGUUUCCAUGUUAUGUUCAUGGUUUGUACCGUGCCCCUCUCUUCAAUAAAACAUGGUGCGUAUUGUUUUCUAGUCCUUAAACAUGGUUCCGAAAAGUUCAUGUCAUUGCUCGAUUCAGGUGUUCCGAAGAAGGCAUGCCACACGAAAUGAUCAUCUCAAGUAUAACCGUUGAUCGUGUAUUGCGACUCGCGAGUAGUCUCGGAGACAAUGGAGCAUUGGGUCUGACUAACAGAAUCCUUUUUCAAUAAGUAGAAGGAUCAAUUGGCCGACCUAGGCAGCAUUAGUUCUGACUAAUCGGAACUUUGGGCUACCAACUCCAGAACCCAAAAACCUAAUAAUAGGGUUGAAUUAGGAACCAUCCCCUGUUUUUCUUCUUAAAGCUUUCUUCCACCCGUUCCUAAACUAUGGGGAAACGCCGCCGCCUGGAGACCAAUGGCUAUGGAGAAACUAACCAAAUCCCGACCGGCGAAGAAGAGGUCGACCGGAUAUCGGAGUUACCCGACGACGUCAUCCAUAAGAUCCUCACUCGCGUAGAACCCUCUAAAAAAGCAGCGAAAACCAG